Seminavis robusta is the source of this 4323-nucleotide messenger RNA. NCBI's taxonomy places the organism in Eukaryota, Bacillariophyta, Bacillariophyceae, Naviculales, Naviculaceae. The record is from the annotation of a GenBank genome assembly.
AUGGCGACCGAAAAUGCUGCCAGUACGGGUAGAAUUCCCACCAUGGCGACGCUCGCGGGCAAGUUGCCGGUGGAGGUGGAAGGCGAGAUUCGUGAGAUUGUGGACGAAUUUGGAAUUGAUGCCGUGAGCGCUCUGAUCAAGACCAUUAAGCGAGAAAUUGCAGAGGUAGCUGGUGAUGAUGCUGUUUCGGAUGACGAUUCCAGUGUCGGCUCUCAUAGCUCUCGCAGCAGCCAUUCCUCGGGCAGUGCCGACUACUUCUCCCGCCACAAUUCACGCCAGAUUCAACAAGCCAUGCUCGAAGCUUCCUUUGAUGCCAAUUUCGCUGUGAACCAAAUGGGUAUCAUCAAACACGUCAACAAGGCAGCUGUAGAACAAUUUGGUUACGAAUCCAAAGAAGAACUGAUGGGUCAGAAUAUCAACAUUAUCGUUGGUGGCGGGCAUGCCAAAUUUCACGAUGGCUACCUCCGGAAAUUCCGGGAAACCAAGAUCCGAAGUUUAAUUGGAUCAUUUCGUGAGGUAUCGGGACGACGAAAGGAUGGCUCCGAAUUCCCAUGCAUUAUCUUUAUUGAAGUCAUUCACAUGGAAAGCAAGUCCAACGCCGAGAAAAUCCUCUACUUUGCGUCCAUCCGUGAUAUCACCAAACAAAAGGAGGCGGAGCGACUCCGGGAACAGGCCAUACAGGAACAGAAAAUCAGGUCGGCCAUUCUAGAUACCGCGUUUGAUUCCAUGUUUGCCAUUGACUUGGAAGGAACAAUUCAAAUGGUCAACAAGGCCGCUGUGGAACGUUUUGGUUACAAUUCACCCUCUGAUUUGGUUGGACAAAAUGUAAAGUGCAUAGUUGGAGGUGCACAUGGCAAGUUUCACGAUGACUAUUUGAAACGCUACAAUUUAACUGGAGAAACUCGGCUCAUUGGGACUCUCAGGGAGCUCCCAGCAAAAAAGAAGGACGGCACAGAGUUUCCUGCUGUGAUUGGCAUCCAGAGAGUCGAGCGAGAUGACAAAAACAAUCCACUGAUGGUGGCCUUCAUUAGGGAUGUCUCUUUGCAGAAGAAGACUGAGGAAAACCAGAGAAUACGGUCUGCCAUUCUCGAUACUGCCUUUGAUCCCAUGUUUGCCAUUGAUCUAACCGGCACCAUCCAAAUGGUCAACAAGGCUGCUGUCGAACAAUUCGGCUAUGAUUCGCCCUCAGAUUUGGUUGGCCAGAAUGUGAAGUGUAUUGUUGGAGAAGCCCACAGCAAGUUCCACAACAUGUACUUGCAGAAGUACAAGGAGACUGGAGAAACCAGACUCAUUGGGACCUUAAGAGAGCUCCCAGCCAAGAAGAAGGACGGCACAGAGUUUCCUGCUCAACUUGGUAUUCAGAGAGUGGAGCGAGAUGACAAGAACAAUCCGCUGAUGGUGGCCUUCAUCAGGGACAUCAGUCUUCAGAAGAAGACUGAUGAAGAUCAGAGAAUCAGAGCUGCGAUCCUUGAUACUGCUUUCGAUUCCAUGUUCGCCAUCAAUCAGACUGGUACCAUCCAAAUGGUGAACAAGGCUGCAGUCGAACAAUUUGGCUAUGAUUCACCGUCAGAUUUGAUUGGCAAGAAUGUGAAAAUUAUUGUUGGAGAAGCCCACAGCAAGUUCCACGACAUGUACUUACAACGCUAUAAGGAGACUGGAGAAACAAGGCUCAUUGGGACCCUAAGAGAGCUCCCAGCCAAGAAGAAGGAUGGCACAGAGUUUCCUGCUCAACUUGGUAUACAGAGAGUUGAGCGAGAUGACAAGAACAAUCCACUGAUGGUGGCCUUCAUCAGGGACAUCAGUCUGCAGAAGAAAACUCUGGAAGAUCAGAGAAUCAGAGCUGCAAUCCUUGAUACUGCCUUUGAUUCUAUGCUCGCCAUUGAUCUUACUGGCACAAUUCAAAUGGUCAACAAGGCAGCUGUCACCACAUUUGGAUAUGACUCUCCCUCUGACUUGGUUGGCCAGAAUGUGAAGUGCAUUGUUGGAGGCCUUGACAACCAGUUUCAUGACAUGUAUUUGCAGCGCUACAAAGAUACUGGACAAGCCAGGCUGAUUGGGACUCUAAGGGAGCUCUCAGCCAAAAAGAAGGAUGGCAGUGAAUUUCCUGUAGUGCUUGGCAUCCAGAGAGUUGAACGUGAUGACAAAAGCAAUCCUCUGAUGGUUGCUUUCAUUAGUGACAUCACCCUGCAGAAGAAGACUCAAGAAGACCAGCGAAUCAGGUCUGCAAUUCUAGACGCAGCCUUUGAUUCCAUGUUUGCCAUUGACUUGCAAGGAACAAUUCAGUUGGUCAACAAGGUUGCUCUAGCCAAGUUUGGCUAUGACUUCCCCUCUGAUUUGGUUGGCCAGAAUGUCAAAUGCAUCGUAGGUGGUGACCAUGCCAAGUUCCAUGAUGAGUAUUUGAAUCGGUACAAGGAAACUGGUGAAACCCGGCUCAUAGGGACCCUGAGGGAACUUUCAGCCAGAAAGAAGGAUGGCAGUGAGUUCCCUGCUGUGAUUGGCAUCCAGAGAGUGGAACGAGAUGACAAAAACAAUCCACUGAUGGUGGCUUUCAUCAGGGAUAUCACGCUGCAGAAAAAGACUCAACAGGACCAGAAAGUGCGGUCGGCAAUUCUUGAUGCUGCUUUUGACUCUAUGUUUGCCAUUGACCUCGCUGGCAAGAUUGAGAUGGUCAAUAAAGCAGCGCUGAGCAUCUUUGGCUAUGAUACAGAGGAGGAAUUGGUUGGUCAAAACGUCAACUCUAUUGUAGGUGGUGGCCACAGCAAGCUCCAUGAUGAAUACUUGAGAAGAUACAAAGAGACAGGAGAAGCCAAGCUGAUUGGGACUCUCAGGGAGCUGUCUGCCAGGAGGAAGGAUGGAACUGAAUUCCCAGCUGUGGUGGGAAUACAAAGGGUUGAGAGGGAUGAUUCAGACAAUCCACUGAUGGUUGCCUUCAUACGCGACAUCACCAAACGCAAACUUGCAGAGAGCUUGCAAAAGAAGGCAAUACGAGACCAACAGAUACGAGCAGCAAUCUUGGACGCCUCAUUUGAUGCAAUGUUUGCCCUCAACACAUUUGGAAUCAUCCAGAUGGUGAACAAAGCUUCUGUUACGUCAUUUGGGUACGACAGUGUUGAUGAGCUGCUGGGUAAAAAUAUCAAGAUGAUUGUUGGAGGUGGCCAUGCGGAAUUUCAUGAUGACUACCUAGCAGCAUAUAGGGAAACUGGGGAAACUCACAUCAUUGGGUCUAUGCGUGAAGUGUAUGGCAGAAGGAAAGAUGGGUCUGAAUUCCCUCUUGUCUUGGGCAUUGAACGCAUUGAGACUGAGGACGAGGAGCCACUGUUAGUUGCUUUUGUCCGUGACAUGACCGACCAGAAAAAGGCAACUGAGUUGGAGAUCGAAAUUCGUGCUGCUGAGGAGCUACUGUGCAAUAUGCUUCCUGAAGAGAUUGCGUCGCGUCUCAAGAUAGACCCACAACACAUUGCCGAUCACCACGAGAAGGCUACAAUUCUCUUUGCUGACAUCGUUGGAUUCACUGCUAUGUCUGCCUCCAUGUCACCGGUGGAUCUCGUCAAGGUGCUGAAUGAUCUCUUUACGAGGUUUGACACGCUUGUUGACCGCUACGGCCUCAACAAGGUCAAGACAAUCGGAGACUGCUACAUGGUAACGUCCAUCCCCAGCUACCAUAACGACCCUGACCAUGCUGCUGCAGCGAUGUGCCACUUCUCGUUGGACAUGAUCGAUGCUCUGAACGAAUUCAAUGGCGACAAUCCCACCAACAAGCUCGAUUUGCGAGUUGGCAUCAAUACAGGGCCGGUGGUCGCUGGAGUGGUGGGGACGUCGCGAUUCUUGUAUGAUUUGUGGGGAGACUCUGUAAAUCUGGCUAGUCGGAUGGAAUCGACCGGUAUGCCUUCCAGAGUCCAAGUAACACGGACGGUAGUCGAAUGUGUCUCCAAGGAGGACUUUGAAUUUGAAAGUCGAGGGAAGGUUAAAUGUAAAGGCAAAGGGCUGGUAGAGGCGUUCUUUCUCGAGAAGAGAGUCGGGAAAAAGAGCAACUUCUAUGUUGGGUACAUGUCAGACGAAGAAACCUCUCUGCCCCCGAUUAUCUCAGGGAUCUCCCCGUCAAACCUUGGCAAUGCCCGACGAAGAAGCACACACACUCUCCAAGGUGCCCUGUUGGCGUUACAGACUUCGUUGGCUCAAAUGGACGCGUUGAAUGCGUCCUUCUCGACUGGUUGGUCGGCCGGUUCGACUGGCGGACUCAAUCGACGAGGCAGCACCAACAUGAGUGUUAUCAGUUCCAUCAGCGAGAAGGAAAUGGAGGAUGCCAGCAAUCCAGAUCUCUGA